Messenger RNA from Oryzias latipes (Japanese medaka), 5807 nucleotides. RefSeq names its product adhesion G protein-coupled receptor F5. Gene Ontology annotation, biological process: adenylate cyclase-activating G protein-coupled receptor signaling pathway; cell surface receptor signaling pathway. NCBI's taxonomy places the organism in Eukaryota, Metazoa, Chordata, Actinopteri, Beloniformes, Adrianichthyidae. The record is from RefSeq and is a predicted model, not a curated record. Gene Ontology annotation, molecular function: G protein-coupled receptor activity. Gene Ontology annotation, cellular component: membrane.
GCAGCACAGUGAAAUGGUUGGAUCGUCCUGACGAGGAUCAGAGAGAGGUCACUGUGAGGAUGGAACCACCAAAAGCAGCAUAUGUUGUUGGGAUUCUUGUCCUUUUCUGCUGCUUUUUACAACAACAGGAAUACACAGAGCCUGUGAAGUCCUUAUUUGAGAAACUGAUGAGUAAGAAUCCCUUCAGUGCCCAUGGAAGAGAAAAAAGAGAAACCAACCAAACCAGCAUUGACUAUAACAUUGAAGUAUAUUUAAGCCUGUCUGACCUGGAACAUUUUAGAAGGAUUCUCAGCAACAUCAGCAUUCCUGUUUCGAUCAACGACACAGGGGUAGUCACCAACAUUAAUGUAACAACAGAGUGCUCUUCUAAUUUGACUGAAUAUCAGUGCACAUGUAACAACAACUAUGCCUGGUCUUAUAACCAAUGCAUCAGUUAUGGAGCCUGUGAUGCCAUCAUCGGGGAUAAGUGUGGAUGCAUUAAAGCCCUUCCCACAGAUCAGUUCUGCCAGCUUAAUACAACUCAGACAGUGAUGUCAACGACUCCUGGCCUGACAACAACACCUCCAGUUCCAGUUUACAUCGAUGUGGACAUAGACUUGCGCUUCUCAGCCCCCAUCUUGUCCUCAAACAUCAUUGAUGAAGUCAAAAGGAGGCUGGGAGUUGUUGCAUUCCCAUAUUCGAUUUCACCACUUUUAGAAAUAUUAAACUUUAACAUCACAACAGGAUGCAAUAACACACAGUGUCAGUGUGGGGAUCAAUUUGCUUGGUCAUGUGACAAGUGCCAAUUAUACGGUGCAUGCGACAACAUCAGUGGAACAACCUGCAGCUGUAUCAAUGCAAUACCUGAAGGAGAGUUCUGUGAACCAAUCUCGAAUGUCCCUUCAUGCUCAACACCACCUCCAGUGACAACUGCAGAGCUGCCUUCAACAACGCUUUCAACUUUAGGGACACCCAUCACCGUUACGACGGCACCACCUACCACAGCUACAACAGAGCCAUCCACAACAGAGCCAUCCACAACAGUUACGACGGCACCACCUACCACAGCUACGGCAAAACCAUCCACCACAGUUUCGACGUCACCAUCCACCACAGUUGCGGCAACACCAUCUACCUCAGUUACGGCAACACCAUCCGCCACAGUUACGUCAACACCAUCCGCCACAGUCAAGGCAACACCAUCCACCACAGUUACAACGGCACCAUCCACCACAGUUACAACGGCACCAUCCACCACAGUUACAACGGCACCAUCCACCACAGUUACAAGGACGACCUUAAAGUUUACCAUGGAUUUGGAAUACAAAGAAGAAUACAAUGCACAAUCCAACACAGUUUACCAAACAAUUUUUGAUACCAUUGGAACUUCUUGUAGGACGAUCGUCAACACUUGCAGUGUAGACAGUCUAACUUUUUCAUCUGGAAGUACGGUUGCUACCUUCACUAUAAGUGCUGCAUCUAUAAACAGUAGUCAGAUUCAACAAAUUAAUGAUGGCAUCAUUAAUGGAGUUUUAACAAAGUAUCCUAUCAUUAUUGACGGCGACUCUUUACAAUUCUCAACUAAUAAAACCAUUGUCGGAACCCCUGUGGACAUUACAUGUCAACGUCCAGAUCAAAGUCUUAAUUUUGGUCAAAUUGAGGCUGUGACCUGGACAAUUGAUGGUGCAGCCCUCAAUGCUGAAACAACUCCAGGUACCCUAAAUAACGGUACCUCCAAAUUAACUGGCUUCAGGUUCUCUCAGACUGGACAAGUACCUUGUGUGUGUCUGCUGCGAGUGGGAAAUAAGAUUUUGCGACGAAAAGGAACAAUUGAUAUCAUGCCAAAACCGGAGAUUAAAGUAACUACAUUAAGAGAUGUUGUGCUUUGUGGGACACAGGCAGUAACGUUGACAUGCUCUGUCCAAUCCCCCUACAAAGUCAAGUUUGAGAACAGUGAAACAGCUGGUCAAACAGUCCAGUACACAUAUCCAGUUACUAGCUGUGUAGAUGGAACUACUCAAAGUUUUAAGUGUCAGUGGGUACCCGAAUCAUAUGGCAAAGACCUCCAAUAUAGCCAAGCUGCUACCCUGAGGUUUGCAAAUCAGAUUUUGUGCAGCAAUACAACAUUUGGUGAUGGACCACUUGGUUACAUUGGAAGAGCAGAUUGUGACAAAGACAAAACGGGAGAGAUAACAGCUGAAUGUAUGGCAAAUGCUAAAUAUGAGAAUGUUCAAGACAGAUGUGUCCUGAAAGAAAUUCAAAACCUGCUUGAUCUGUCUGUGAAUCUGACUCCUGUUGACCUGCCACCAUUCUUGAAAAAACUGAGUGAUGUAACUAAAAACACCUCAGCGGAAAUUAAUCAAUCUCCUGCCACUAUUGGAGCUGUUGUAAAGAUUUUAGACAAUGUAGCAAAUGUGAACACAAAAGUAGACCAACUUUCAAUGACGUUUGUCCUGGAAACAGCUGGAAUUCUAACCAGGGAUGACUCAAAGAACUCGUGGAAUUUUCUGAACAACAAUGACACAAAGACAGUUACAAACACUACUAGCUUAGCAACCAGUAACAGCCGAAGCUCUUUAUUCCUGGAUUCUCUGGAGAGAUUAUCUGGAAGUCUUUCAAAUAACAGCUUUGUCAUAAAUGUUCCUUCAGUUCUUUUGAACAAAACUACAUUUACAAAUAAUUUUAAUUUUGACUUCAAUUCAUCUGUGGCAGUGGACAUACCACAGUCAGUAGGAGGCAACAAAUCUUUAACAGUAAUUGUGUUUUCUUCAAUGGACAAUGUGCUUCCUCCAAGAGACCAAGCCAAUUCAUCGGUUAAUCUCAUCAACGGACAAGUUACACUUAUACGGUCCAGCGGCAAAAUCAAUAAUAUCUCCUUAACAUUCGACGUACUGAAUGACACCUUGUCCAGCCCAAAAUGUGUUUAUUGGAACUUCAGCCUUUUCAAUGGUCUUGGAGGAUGGGACACUGAAGGAUGUUUCUUGGUGUAUAACGAAAAUGGCACCGUCAGCUGCAGCUGCAACCAUCUUACCUCGUUUUCUAUCCUCAUGUCACCCUUUGCACCAGAUAUUCCAGAAUUAGCCUACAUAACCUAUGUUGGUAUUGCCUUAUCAAUGAUUUCAUUAGUCAUCUGUCUCAUCAUUGAAGCCAUCAUAUGGCAUAGAGUAAGAAAAAACAGCACAUCUUGGUUGCGGCAUGUCUCCAUUUUAAACAUCGCCUUGUCUCUACUGAUUGCAGACAUUUGGUUUAUUAUUGCGGCAAACAUUUCAGAUCCUGGGAGACAAAAUGCACCAGCAUGCACUGCAGCUACUUUCUUCAUCCAUUUUUUCUACCUUGCCAUGUUCUUCUGGAUGUUGUCUUCAGCUUUGCUGUUGGUCUACCGCACAUUGAGCGUCUUUGGUGGUCUCUCUGACCUGGCAUUGUUAGGUAUUGGAUUCGCUCUGGGAUACGGCGCACCUCUCAUUAUUGCAUCAAUAACAAUUGCUAUCACUGCUGGACCAAAACAAUAUAUCCAGAAAGAAGUCUGCUGGCUUAACUGGUUUGAAUCCAAAGCUCUACUGGCAUUUGUGAUCCCUGCACUGUCAAUAGUGUGUAUAAACCUGAUAAUCCUAGCUGUAAUACUUUACAAAAUAUUGAGGAGAAGGGUAGGAUCAAACAGCACGCAAGAGGGAGAGAAACAUGUGCUAAUGGUCAUUGCCAAGAGUUUAGCUGUGCUCACUCCAAUCUUUGGAUUAACUUGGGGUUUGGGAAUUGGAACCAUGGUUGACCCAAGAAAUAAAGGAGUCCAUAUAGCAUUUGCCUUCUUCAACUCUUUGCAGGGGUUUUUCAUCUUGGUGUUUGGAGUACUACUAGACAAAAAGGUUUUGCAAGACUUAAGAGCAACCUCACAAAGCAUAUUCAGUGGAACAAAGAGCACCAGUGGAGGAAACUCUUCCAGUAUUUUUGGAUUUCUAAAGAGAAAUGGAAGAGGGGGUGGUAUUUCCAACAGUGGAUCCAGUACUGGUCAUUCAUUCGGCAACACAUGAGGAAGUAUGGCGGACCCUGGGAUUUAUAUUCCUGUCCAAUUAGGAUAUCUGCACUCUAUCGACUGCAUUGUAAUAUUUUGUAAGAUGACUCCCUUUCUUUUUCAAAACGUAAAAGAUCCAUGCUGAUUAGAAAAUAUAUUUAGUUUGAUAUGUUACUACAUUUUUUACAGAUAAUUUUAAAUAAAAUGUUAACCUUUACAGCACUUUGUAAUUUAAAACAUAGAAAGAUGUAGGCUUCUUUGUGUAAUAGAAAUAACGCAGUGAAAAGAAAUCGGGUCAAGUUCUUUUUCAUACACAUUACUUCAAAAAACAAAUUCGAAUACAACACCUUAUAAAACUAGCCCUAUAAAAAAGUGUAUCAGGAAAAGAAAAGGUCACUUGAAUAUAAUAUUGAAUAUAAUAAUGCUUCAUUUUAGUAUUAGGACAUUCGUGUACUAUUUGGUGUGCAGCAUGGCUGUUAUACGUCACUGUUUUCAGAAAUCUUUUAGCUUCUUGUAAUAAUUAUUUGCCUCGAGAUAGCUGGAACUUGCUUUGCUGAUUGACAGUCUUGUUGAACUAAAGAGCACCUUAACAAAAGAGUUUUGUUUUCUUAGCUAUUAAAGUAGUACAACCGGUGCAAGCUUUCUUUUUCACUGCGUCAAGUCACACCAGACCAAUACUGCUUUGGCAAAUCAUGAAGACGCUGCAUGUGAUUACCAUAAGAGGGCAAUUUUUCACUUCCCAGAGGCUGAUGACCAAAGCAGUAGACUUUUGGUUUAACCAAGUCAGUUCUCAUCCUUUCUUGUGUUUAACAGCAUUAUAUAACAGUAGUAAAAAAAACUCAAUAACAAAAUGUUUUAAAGAUUUUUACUCCUCCAAAGCUAAUUCUAUCAUGAAAAGUCCUAACUGAGGGCGAGUUUCUAUCUGAACUUUCUAGUUAACAUGAGACAAAUCAAAUGACACAUUCAGUUAGUUGCUUUAUCUCUUCACAUACAGCAUGCAGUGUAUCCUCAACUUAAAAUGGUUUAGUGAAUACCUAAGACAAAACCAACUGAAAAAAAUAAACCUGAAUAGGUUUGAUUGGUGUUUUAUUGGAACAUCUGUGCCAUUAUGGAUGGCUUUAGAAUGCAGAAACUAAAAAAAGGAUAAGCCACAAGCCUCUGCACUUGUGAUUUUCAACUAAAACCAAACAUGAUUAUUCAGCUAAAAUGAGGAAGAAGAUGAACGGGAGUCUCAAUUCUUGUUGUCAUACCUGUAAAAGUAAAUAAUCAUAUAUACUACAAAUUAAGAACCAAAAGUUGAUUUAAAAUGUUUUAGUCUCCAAUUGCUUGAUUUUUUUUUUCUUUUUAUGUGCAGCCAUAGUUUGAACUGAAGUUUUGAGGUCACAUAUUUACAUAUUUACAUAUUUAUUUUAAAGAGUUCAUAAGUUGAUAGCCAUAAAGUUUUACUUGCUUUGGCCCAAACACAUAGUUUGUUUUGCACUUUUAUUGUUCAGUCAAACUUGGAUUAAAAUGAAGGAACUCUGAAUCAUGAUGAUGGUGUGUAACACACAAAAUAAAAAACAUUGAUUUAAUCAAUCAUAAAUAGUCUACACUUUUUCUUAGGCUUUUGGCACUUUUCAUUGUUAAGCCCUGAGGUCAAAGACUUUACAUGCUUUUUGUGUAUAAAUAUAUAAUAAAAUGUCUAUUAUGAAACUUUAAUGCUCUGUUGAAGUGUAAUUUUUUGUUUUUUUGUGUUUGAAGAAAGUGUGUUUUGUUACACAUUCCAUCACAAUUUUGUUUAAGAAAAUGUCUCACAUGAAUAAAUCUACUCAUUUUUGGUCAA